Molecule: messenger RNA, 3663 nt
Organism: Thamnophis sirtalis
Lineage: Eukaryota; Metazoa; Chordata; Lepidosauria; Squamata; Natricidae
Source: RefSeq, a predicted model, not a curated record
CCAAGAGCCAAAGGGUUGGAGAGCUCGGGGCGCCCGGGGAGACUCCUGCCCGCCUUCGCCAACUGGGUCGCCCGGUAGAAAGAGCGAUGCCCGGGCGGCGCGCCCUUCAUUCAGCCGGAACGGCCGAGCCCCCUUUCCCUGCCCGCCUAGCUAAGAAGUUUGCGGAGUUGCGGAACCGCCGACGCUGCGCUCUGCCGCGGUGAAGAGCCGGUCUGCCAAGGAGAGGCGGGCAGACGCCGGCCUCUCCCAGCGACAGGAGCCCCUUCUCCGCCCGGACUCUGCCUUUCCCGGCUCUGCCUCGUCGCCCGUAGCGGGCUGGCGGAGAGGAAGGCGCAGGACUGGAGCCCGGCGGCCGAAGAAGGCAGGGGAGCUCCGCCGGAGGCACCACGGACAGCGCCGCCGAAGGCAGCACGCGGCCAGCCGCUUGAACGGCUUCCCCAGCCGAAAGAGUCUUCCCCUCUCCGCCGGCUCCACAGGCGCGCCAGUCCCAGGUUUUGCGAUCCAUUGAAAAGCUCUAGAGGAAACUCAAAAUGCCAAUCCGAGAGAAGAUCACAGCAAAGAAAGAAAAUGGCGCCCAAAGCCAAGAUGAGAUGGUACUGCCCAAGCUCCCAGUUCCCUCCCUCCAGCAAACAUUAGAUAGGUACCUUCAGUGCAUGAAACAUCUGGUGACUGAUGAACAAUAUAAGAAAACCAAGACUCUUGUGGAGAAGUUUGGGGCACCAGGAGGCCAGGGAGAAUUCCUUCAGAAGAAGCUUCUUGAAAGACAUGAACAAAUGGAAAACUGGGUAUUGCAAUACUGGCUAGAUGACAUGUAUCUUAAUAACCGAUCAGCUCUUCCCAUCAAUUCUAGCCCAGGAAUUAUCUUUGCUUGCCAACAAUUCCAAGAAGCAGAUGAUCAAUUGAGGUUUGCGGCCAAUCUCAUUUCUGGAGUUCUGGAUUAUAAAGCUCUGCUGGACAGCCAUGCGCUCCCUGUGGAUUUCGCUCGUGGACAACUGUCCGGUCACCCUCUUUGUAUGAAACAAUACUACGGACUCUUCUCUUCUUAUCGUCUUCCAGGACUUACCAAGGACACCCUCGUGUCCCAGAAAAGCAAUAUUAUGCCUGAACCAGAUCAUAUCAUUGUUGCUUGCAACAAUCAGUUUUUUGUUUUGGACGUGGUGAUUAAUUUCCGGCGUCUCAGUGAAGGAGACCUUUUCACUCAGUUACGGAAGAUAGUUAAGAUGUCAGAAAGCGAGGAAGAGAGACUGCCUCCAAUUGGUCUCCUGACCUCAGAUGGAAGGCUGGAGUGGGCCACCGCCAGGGCGAUCCUCAUGGAAGAUUCUACAAACCGAGACUCCCUUGAUAUGAUUGAACGAAGCCUGUGCUUAGUCUGCCUUGAUAGUCCAGCUGGAGAAGAGCUGAAUGACACCAACAGGGCUUUGCAGCUUCUCCAUGGUGGUGGCUACUCUAGAAAUGGUGCCAAUCGCUGGUAUGAUAAGUCUACGCAGUUUGUCGUAGGACGAGAUGGAGUCUGUGGAACAGUGUGUGAACACUCUCCGUUUGAUGGGAUCAUUCUUGUGCAGUGCAUCGAACACUUGCUGAAGCACAUGAAAGAAGGAGCAAAGAAACUGGUCAGAGCAGAUUCCGUGAGUGAGCUUCCUGCUCCAAGGAGGCUGCGGUGGAAAUGUUCUCCAGAAAUUCAGAGUCACUUGGCUUCUUCUGCGGAAAAAUUGGAAAGACUGGUGAAGAAUCUGGAUUUUGUUGCUUAUAAGUUUGAAAACUAUGGGAAAGAAUUUAUCAAAAAACAGAAGAUGAGUCCAGAUGCCUACAUCCAAGUAGCACUCCAGUUGGCCUUUUUCCGGCUAUUACAGGCAUGGCUAUCGACAACCAUUUAUUGGGACUGCGAGAGACGGCCAGAGAAAACUUCGAAGAACUGCCAGACUUCUUUACUGAUGAAACUUAUUUGGCAAGCAAUCGAUUUGUUCUCUCCACCAGCCAGGUUCCUACCACAAUGGAGAUGUUCUGCUGUUAUGGGCCGGUGAUUCCUCAAGGCUAUGGGGCUUGCUACAAUCCACAGUCCCAAUAUAUCUUAUUCUGCAUUUCAAGCUUCAAAAAUUGUCGAGAGACCUCUUCCAGCCAAUUUGUCAAAGCCAUAAGUGAAAGUCUAAUGGACUUGAAAGAGCUCUGUAGCGAAUCCAGUUUGACCUCGAAAAGCCAGCAGGCUAAACUGGACGGAUGUCCUCCAGUAGCCAAACCCUAAUUCCAUGCAUGUUGCAGUCUUUUCCUUCCUCCUCUCUGCAAAAUGUUCUUAAUGUAGAGUGAUGUUUCUGUAAAAAUGCCAGCUAUUUAUUGGAGGCAGGAGAACUUUAUUUUUCUUUAAGCGAGUAUUCCUAUCCCUAUUUAUCACAACGGGAGCUUAAAUUAUUGAGAAAGCUGACAUUUCAGUGCUGCACAGAGCAAAUGUGUGAAUAAUGUUUGACCCAAAGAAUGAAAUUACAUGCAAUUCAUCUCAAUGUGAAAUAAGCAGUUAAUGCUAGUAUUUUAGAAAUAGCUGCUGUGAAUGUGCAAUAUAUCCCAUGCAUGAGAGUUCCAACUCUCCAUAAUUUAUUCAUUUAUAAAAUUUAUAUAUCGCUUCAGUCUAAACAGGAUACAAAGAGCCACAGUGACGAAGCCGAUGCAAACAUUAAAAAAUAUAUAGAAGGACCUAAGAAAUGAUAUUGUGCUAACAAUAUUAACAAUAUUAACAAUUUCAAGAGCAAGGCUCCUAGAAAGAUGUGUAUCCCUCAUUUUAAGGAUGGAUAUGUGACUCCCAGUUUUGAUAGAGCUUGCUGGCCUGGAAAGACCCUGUCCUCUUUUUGUCCUCUUGAGCAAUUGACCCAUGUGGUCUUGGGAGAAACCAAAGGGCACCAUGGAUGAUGCUGAAGGUCAGUCAGAUAUUUCCAAGAACCUACUAUAGGAAUUAUCUUUCACAAGAGCACAGUUAGAUCUUCUGGAGAAGAUUGGGUUAGAAACCAAUGAAGAUGGGAAGGUAUUUUCCUUCUCUUCAAUUAUUAAGGGCCAUUUUGAAUCCAGAUUUAUUUAUUUAAUUAAUUAAUAACUGUCUACCUAAAAGGUAAGCCAGGCUAAGAAGCUGAUGCCAUAUCAGUCAGGCAAUGGCUAUAACAACAACACAAUAUUGCAAGGCUGAACAUGCUUUUCUCCUCCCUCAUUUUAUCUUCCUGGGAACUUGAGUGGGUUUGUCUGAGAUGUUUUCUAAGAUUAUUCUCUUGAUCCAGGCUCAGGCCCCACUGACCAUUGCCUUAGUAGUAGCUAUUCCUCUUGUCUUUCAACCCCAUUCCUAAUGCCCUCUAGAGUUACCAGCUCAAAUGCUUUACCUGUUAUUGUACCUGUAUCAUAUUCUCAAGUAAGUUGUAAUAAGUGUUGCAUGUUUUAAUUGUUUCAUUAGGAAAAAAAGAUGUUACAUGUAUGUGACUCAGGGUUUAAUUGUUGAAUUCCUAGUGUUCAGUGAGCUUGUCUUCUUACAAGAUGUUUCAUUACCAGGGUAGUAAACAUCAUCAGGGCAUAACGGAGGAGCACAAGAAAAAGACCCGCAAGGUUUGUGGUUUCAACUCCAGCUACUGUAAGAGAUCCAAGCGUUAUCAUCAGGCUGUUCCAGAAUGUCCUGUGAAGCAGCCCAAGGAGAUU